Messenger RNA from Macaca mulatta (Rhesus monkey), 5431 nucleotides. It is a transcript of the gene NEMP1, whose product is annotated as nuclear envelope integral membrane protein 1. NCBI's taxonomy places the organism in Eukaryota, Metazoa, Chordata, Mammalia, Primates, Cercopithecidae. The record is from RefSeq and is a predicted model, not a curated record. Gene Ontology annotation, cellular component: nuclear envelope.
UUGCUGGGGUAAGGCACGUGAGGAGGAGGCGGCUUGAGGCAACCAUGGCGGGAGGAAUGAAAGUGGCGGUCUCGCCGGCAGUUGGUCCCGGGCCCUGGGGCUGGGGUGUCGGGGGCGGUAGGACAGUGCGGCUACUCUUGAUCCUCUCCGGCUGCUUGGUCUACGGCACAGCUGAAAUUGAUGUAAAUGUGGUCAUGCUUCAGGAUUCCCAAGUUUGUGAAAAGCGUGCCAGCCAACAAUUCUGUUACACAAAUGUGCUUAUUCCAAAAUGGCAUGAUAUAUGGACACGGAUACAGAUCCGAGUAAAUAGUUCCAAAUUGAUUCGAGUCACGCAGGUGGAGAAUGAGGAUAAACUGAAGGAGCUAGAGCAGUUUAGUAUCUGGAACUUUUUUUCCUCCUUUUUAAAGGAGAAAUUGAAUGACACCUAUGUUAACGUGGGUCUAUACAGCACGAAAACCUGCCUCAAAGUUGAAAUUAUAGAGAAGGACACCAAGUACAGUGUCAUUGUCAUCCGGAGAUUUGAUCCCAAACUCUUUCUUGUUUUCCUUCUUGGACUUAUGCUAUUUUUUUGUGGAGACUUGCUGAGCAGAAGUCAAAUUUUCUACUACUCCACUGGGAUGAGUGUGGGAAUUGUGGCCUCUCUACUAAUCAUCAUUUUUAUACUAUCUAAGUUUAUGCCUAAGAAAAGUCCCAUUUACGUCAUCCUGGUGGGAGGCUGGUCUUUUUCUCUGUACCUCAUUCAACUAGUUUUUAAAAAUUUACAAGAGAUCUGGAGGUGUUACUGGCAGUAUCUUUUAAGUUAUGUCCUCACAGUUGGAUUCAUGAGUUUUGCAGUGUGUUACAAGUAUGGGCCCUUGGAAAAUGAACGAAGUAUCAACCUGCUGACCUGGACCUUGCAGCUAAUGGGCCUGUGUUUCAUGUAUUCUGGCAUCCAGAUACCACAUAUUGCCCUUGCCAUUAUCAUCAUUGCCCUGUGUACUAAGAACCUGGAAUACCCUAUUCAGUGGCUGUACAUCACCUACAGAUUUGCUGACUUUGUGGAAGGCUCUUCCCACCUCACGCCAAAUGAAGUUUCUGUCCAUGAGCAGGAGUAUGGAUUAGGGAGCAUUAUUGCCCAGGAUGAAAUCUAUGAGGAAGCAUCCUCUGAGGAGGAGGACUCAUAUUCUCGGUGUCCUGCUAUCACACAGAACAACUUUCUAACCUAGGUGGUGGUCAGUUAUCUUUAUGUGGACUGGCUUGGUGCCUUGGUCCGUGUUGCGUGUGUUGUGCAAUUGCUUUCAACCCUUUGAAACAGUGAGAUAGGGUAGAAAUUCUCCCACUGAAAUAAGAGGCCUAAAAAGGCCUCCCUUUGGAAAUGGGAGGUCUCUAUGGGAUCCCUGAGGAAGGAGAGUGGAUAAGGUAGUGAAUGCUAUGGUAGUUCACUUUCCAUUGGUUAAGCUAACAGCCUACUUUUAUGUUCCCACAGAAAUUGGAUGGCCACAGCUAGCAUGGCAUUCUAGUUCCCUUUUGAAAGUUGAUUCAAUCAUGGCAUUUCUUUCACUGGCUCUCCAAAGUAAGAACUGUUGUUAAGUGCAGGAAUGCUUUUUGAUUAUAGGCUGCAUCUUCCAGAGAGAAAUCCACAAAUCUGAGCCUCUUUCACUCUAGCUUUUAUUUCAUUGACUUUAGAAUAAUUAUUGAUUUAACUGUUUUGGGAGGAAAAUAGAUUUUUAUUGUUUUGUUUUUUAAAUGAAUGUCUUUUUAAAACGUAACAAACUCAUGUUCCAGAACCAGCAAGUGCUCCAGAGUGACACGCACGCCCCCUAGGCCCCUACAUAUUUAUUAAUAUGGAUUAUCCAUUAAAGCCCCAGGAGCUGCUGUUUUAAGCUUUGAUUUAGUUCUCAUACAUAUGAUGGAAAGUUCUAUUUGCCUUUAGGAACAUGCUUGUAGGCUCUUCUGCAGGUGAGGUGUGUUGGGCUUUUUAUUAUAUUCAACUUUCAAUUCCAUCUUAAAAAACAUUCGUAUUCUUCUCUUCCCAUUCUUCCUUGCCCUGCCUUUGACCUUUCAGGAAGGGUCAGUUCCCUUACCUGUGAACUAUGUAUGUUCAGAGUAGCAUUAUUCCUGCUAGCUAGAAGAAGUCAUCUUGUUUAGGGGAUUUGGAUGCUUUUUACAAGUUCUCCAUUUUUCCUGUCAUUGGGUCACGUAUCUUUGAGUUGCUAUGAAAUCAAGAAACUAUGUCCUUUUCCUUUCCCUCCCUUUGUCUACUUGUUCUGUCCAUUUCAGCCUUUUCUCACCACCCAUACUCCCCCAAAUCUGGGUAAUUUUUAAGCCCUGGAACUAUGUAGUUUCUUGAUACAGAAUUUGUAGUUAUGCAGCAGCCACAAUUUGCAUUGCCAGGAAAUAGGCUCCAGGUUAUCUUCAUGCCUCUGGGUGCUCAUUCAGCUGUCAAGUUUCCAUGAACUUACACUUCUUUGUGAUUGCAUUUCUGACCUGAGAUUUAUGCUGCCUGUUGUUGUAGUAGCAUUAGUUUCAGAUUAUUUUGCCAGUGCAAAGUACCCCUUAUAAACCAGCAGUGUUAUCUGUGAGGAAGCAAAUUUUCAAGUGUCUGUCAUUUACUUGGUUCUUUUUCUUUGCAGUCUUCAGCCUCAUACCCUGGAAAAAUCUGUAAUUACUUUAGCCAGGAAAAUAGAUGGUCAUGGCAAGUGCACAGCAUCAGACUUACUGGCUCACCAUGAUCAUGGAAAAAGGCAGAUGAUUUUUUAAAAAGCCGUAAUGACUCCUUUAGACCAGCCAUUUAGCGUGGGUAAUUUUGAAAGGCCUGGCUCCAUUGCAGACUUCCAAAGGGUCAGCUCUGAGACUGCCCUCCAGGUGGGCAGUUGAUUAUUUCCGCCAGUGUUUUCCACAGCCUUAAACUGUCCUAAAGUGACAACUACCUCAGUUGGCAGGAAAGAGACAUAUAGUAGAAAGUGAAAAAUGAGCAGUAUUUGGGCAGAUGCUAUGGGUUACAGUUGAAGGGUAAAAGGAACUUUACAUUGGGAAACCUUUAUACCCUUGUGAAUUAUGUAUAUGGUAAAAUGUUAUCUCUCUACAAAGAACUAUUAAAACUUCUGAGAUAUACUAUUUUUUACCUUAUUUAUAGAAAUUGAGACCUAGCAUAUUUAAGCAUAAGUUUAUUUUAAAAAAUAAUUCAACUUGUGCAAGUGGUCUCAGGAUUCUCUGGAAAUUUUGGUGCCUCCCCUACUUAGGGAGGUGAUAACUUGCCUCUAAGGGUGACUUUUCCUGAUCAUGUCUUUAUUUCAAUGAGAAAGCACUGUGAAAUUGUGAAAGAUUCUCCUCUUUCUCUGUUUAAUAAAUCCCCAUGAAAUAUAGUUUCCACCUUUAGAUCGGUUUUUUUCCACCGUGUUUAGAUUUGAGGUGAGUAAAAUCAAACUGUUUUUUACUCCCUGUCUGGUAGUUGGAGACCUGAGCUGUAGGCAGUGGAGAUGGCAAUUGGUUCUGCAGCCUGAGAGUUGCUCUCAGACAGUGAAGGACGGUGCUUCUCUAGUGUGUUGUGUGUCCUUGCCCUGCCUGCCUGUGGCUCUGCCCGGAUGCUUCAGAUCCUCUGUGUAUCCGGAGAUUGCUUGACUUCAACCUUCUUUAGGAGCUGCUCUUGUCUCCCUCUUGGCCACUUAGUUUGCUGGCUCAGUCACUACUUGAAGACCCCAUUUAAUUUUUCUCUGGCAGUUAUAGCUCUUGUGAUUUCAGUACAGUCUCAUCUCUCAGACCAAUCUCAUAAAGAAGGAUCGAAGGGAUAACUAUGAGGUAAGCUGGACAUCGGAGCCAUGUUUGCUGCCACGUCAGCAUCUUGCUCGGCAAAUGUCAAGCCAUAAAUGGGCUCCAGGGCUCCGGAUCUCAUCAGCAUUGGAAAUCUAUUGCCUCUCAACAGUCUGACCAAAUUAUGUAGAGCAUUAACGUAGAGACUCCCAUUAAUGGGAAUACAAGAGGCAGCUGGCAUAAAACAUUUCUCUUUCACUUUCCUUUCCCACUUACAUUGCUUCAAGAGACCAACAGAACACAGGGAUCAAAAACAAGGAAAAUUUAGCAACUUUGUUACCUUCUAAUAAGUAAUUCCUGUUAGCCAUUGCAUCCCACCAAAACUAGUUUAUUUUUCCCCUCAAAUUCAUGAUUUUUAUGUCUGUUACAAAGGGAAUUUUGCUGAUGAUAGCUCUUUGGGUCCCACUGUUCCAUUUUAUGCUAAUAGAUUCCAUUCUAGGGCCCAGCCUCUUCACUGAUAGUGUUCCCUUUAACCUUUGGCAUGUAUAAUAGAAUUUUGGUGAAUGAAAGAACCCAAAUAGGCCGGAUAGUCCCCCCAGGUCCUGAUAUCCAUAAAAGGCUUGGGAAUGCAUUAUGUAAUUGUCCUUAGUCUUUUUGUUGUUUUAGAAAAAAAAAAAAAGAUGGGCUCAGAUGGAUGCCUACGUAAAAAUGGUUCCUAGCUGUGUACUCAUAACUUUUCUUUGAAUUGAGUAGUGAAAGGAAGUAGGAGGAAAGGAAAUUAAAUGUCCUUCUGGUAUUCUUUGGACUCAAGUCUGACAUAUGAGAUAAUAACCUAUAUUGAAAUGCCAAGAAUUGUAUCUGAAACAAGAGAACAGUUUGACACAUUUAUCAUACCUUCAUAUUACGUAUUAACUGAAAUCAAUUAAUAAACAUGUGAAAUAUCCAUUGAACAAGGCAAAUGCACCUAAACCUUUUGUUUCUGUUUCUACAUAGCAAAAAUGGUUUUUUGUUUUUUUUUUAGGGGAACCUAUAUAAUUAUGACCCAGUGAUGUCUUUUGGUGAUUUAAGCUUACGGAUUCAGGUUACAAUUGAGUUGGAUUCUAGAUGGUUACUACCUUGAAAAGGAUGUUUGUGCCUUAUGUGACACGAGCCAGAGCCUGCUGGGAAUAAGCAAAGCAGAUUCAUGCCAACACCAACUCGUAGCUUUAGUGGGGGAUGGGAGUGGUCACAGACUUCCAAAAUGUGGGGCUUUGGAUUUCCAUACCACCCCAUGUGUGUGUCAUCUUCCUCUCACACUCUUGAUGAUAAUUUGAAAAUGGUGAAAUCACCUCUGAAUUUGCCUGUAGCAUGAGUACAUUCUUAUGACAACAUAACAAAUAGUUCAAAAUGUGAAUAUUAGAAGCUGUUACAGCCUACAAUUGCCGUAAUUUUCCACAUUUGUGGAAUUGAUAUUGAAAUAGCGGGGCUAAGGAAUUACUGGCAAGUUUUAGCCUGUGGGUAAUACCUUAGGGUUGUUUAAAUAUUUGUAAUUUUAUUUAAAUGUUCAUGAAUGUUUGAAAGGAACAAAAUUAUCAGGGAUGGCUCUUUGCCAUGGGUCUUAUUUUUACCCUCUUUUCUGUAAGAAAAAAGAACAAUGUCUUACGUAUUUUUAAAGUUUUUGGUAUAGUUUCUAAUUCCAAUUUUAAUAAAAGUUUUAUAGAUA